UUUGUAGCUACGAAAUAUGAGUGUUAUCCGUUAUCAGAAUUUAGAAUCUAGCUCAGAAUUCAGUUUUAUCCGUUUUUCAGUGAACAGAUAUGCGCAUCGCGUAAAUCACUACGAAGUGCUAAAACUGAAUCCAUCGUGCACUUCGAAAGAAAUUCGAGAUGCAUUCAUUAGACUAUCGAAAGAGCUACAUCCAGACGCGAAAUCGAAUUCCAGCAAACGUAUGACUAAUGAGAAAUCAUUUGUUCAACUAUUGGAUGCAUAUAAAAUUCUUAGUAAACCAGAGACUCGAGCAAGUUAUGAUCAUGAGCUUUUUUUGCAAACUCGCACUACCGGGAAACAGGCAGCAUACCAGUCAUGGCAACCAAAUACAUCAAACUAUCCGAAGCCCGACCCGGAGUCCUACUAUGGCAUUAAAGGCAUCCGACGAGUUAGCAACUGGAAGAUUAUGUUGAUUUGUUUUAUAUUCAUGCUGUUCGGAGUAUCCAUACAGAUGAUUGCUAUCAAUAAAUCUUUCACUUUCAAUCGGGAUCAGCUGGAUGACAUGUCCCGCAAAAAUGCAAUUAUGCAUGCAGAAGUUCGUGCCGAAGCUGAAAGUCGAGGAAAUGAUGCACAGAUUGAGCGAAUGAAAGCUCAGUUAAACAAAGAAACACUAUGGUGAGGAUAUUAUAGUAAUUUCAACCGAAGUGUGUAAAUAUAUUUGUAAUUAGCGGGCUGGACGACCCUUUCUGUUCAGCUGUAAAUGAAAAUGAGAAUAAAAUAUA
Sabethes cyaneus is the source of this 761-nucleotide messenger RNA. RefSeq names its product dnaJ-like protein 60. The transcript is spliced from 5 exons. NCBI's taxonomy places the organism in Eukaryota, Metazoa, Arthropoda, Insecta, Diptera, Culicidae. Bases 17 to 658 code for a protein of 213 amino acids. The record is from RefSeq and is a predicted model, not a curated record.